CGCUUCCUUUUCCGUCUCGGCCCCGCCCACCGCCGGUGCCAUCGUUUCCGGUUCAGCCUAGAGACGCCGGAUCCUUCUAGCUUCUGCUGCUCUGGGCCGCCUAUUUCUCCAACGUUUCUGCGGCUCAUUCAGUCGCUGGGGCAGUCCUUUUCGGCUACAGGUAACAAGUUUCAGGGCGUCAUGGCCAGAGGCCGCCGCGGCCGGUCGGAUUUGAGGCCGUCUUUCGUGGCUUGCGCGCUCCCGUGGGCCCUGGGCCCGCCGGCGUCCGCCUCAGUCUGAGUACAGACCCUCCGCGCCCACGGGCCGCCUUGCACCGGACGCCAUGGCCUCCGAGGCUCCGUCGCCACCUCCCUCCCCCGAGCCUGAACUGGCCCAAUUGAGGCGGAAAGUGGAGAAGUUGGAACGCGAGCUGCGGAGCUGCAAGCGGCAAGUGAGGGAGAUCGAGAAGCUGCUGCACCACACAGAGCGGCUGUACCAGAGCGCCGAGAGCAACAACCAGGAGCUCCGCACCCAGGUAGAAGAGCUCAGUAAAAUACUCCAUUGUGGAAGAAACGAGGAUAGUAAAAAAUCUGAUGUAGAAGUACAGACAGAGAACCACCCUCCUUGGUCAAGCUCAGAUUAUUAUUAUCAGACAUACUAUAAAGAUGUUACUCUUUCAAAUAAAGUGUCUGAAUUCUCAGUUCAGGAAGAUCAGGAUAUCGAAGCUUCUACUUUUAAUUCUGAAGGCCAGUCACACAUAGAAAAUGAUGCUUAUGCUGGUAGUGAUAUAACAGAAAAUGUUAAAUGUGGGCAAGAGGACCAUUUUGCCUCAGAUUCACAGGAGCCAGCAUCUGCAUUAGCAACAGAAGAUACAUCCUUAGAAGGUUCUUCAUUAGCUGAAAGUUUGAGAGCUGCAGCAGAAGCUGCUGUAUCACAGACUGGAUUUAGUUAUGAUGAGAAUACUGGAUUGUAUUUUGAUCACAGCACUGGAUUUUAUUAUGAUUCUGAAAAUCAACUAUAUUAUGAUCCUUCCACGGGAAUUUAUUACUACUGUGAUGUAGAAAGUGGUCGAUACCAAUUUCAUUCUCGAGUAGAUUUGCAGCCUUAUCAGAGUUCUGGAACAAAACAAAACAAAGAUAAAAAACUGAAGAAGAAAAGAAAGGAUCCUGAUUCUUCUACAGCAAAUGAGGAGAAGAAUUUGAAUUCAGAAGAUCAAAAAACAUCCAGUAUUGACCACAUAAGCUGUAUUGAAGGAGAAGAUUUUGCAAAUGUGAAAAAGAAGGCCAAAAUAAAUAUUCAUUACAAAAACGGCUCCCCCGUGUUUACUGUUCCAGUUAGCACAAAGACUACAGAAUCUCCUCUUAAUGAAAACAUUUAUAAUUCGGCUUCAUUUAAAGAUAAGAAAAUCAUAGACACUGAUAGCGAGCCAGAAGAAGGUGAAAUAACAGACUCUCAGACUGAGGACAGUUACGAUGAAGACAUUACCAGUGAAGACAGUGUAACUGCAGAAGAUACUGAAGAUGAAGAUGAAGAAAAGAUUUGGCCCCCAUGUAUUAGAGUAAUUGUUAUUAGAUCACCUGUAUUGCAGACAGGAUCACUUUUUAUUAUUACAGCUGUAAACCCUGCUACAAUUGGAAGGGAAAAAGAUAUGGAGCAUACUCUCCGAAUUCCUGAAGUUGGUGUCAGUAAGUUUCAUGCAGAAAUUUAUUUUGACCAUGAUUUACAAAGUUAUGUCCUUGUGGAUCAAGGCAGUCAAAAUGGUACAAUUGUUAAUGGAAAACAGAUUCUUCAGCCUAAAACUAAAUGUGACCCAUAUGUACUCGAGCAUGGAGAUGAAGUGAAAAUUGGAGAGACUGUGUUGUCCUUUCACAUUCACCCUGGCAGUGAUACCUGUGAUGGCUGUGAACCAGGGCAGGUUAGAGCUCACCUUCGUCUUGAUAAGAAAGAUGAACCUUUUGUUGGCCCAGCACUAAGUAAGGAGGAGAAAGAGUUGGAAAGGAGAAAAGAAUUAAAGAAAAUACGAGUAAAAUAUGGUUUGCAGAAUACAGACUACGAAGAUGAAAAGGCAUUGAAGAAUCCAAAAUACAAAGAUAGAGCUGGAAAACGUAGGGAGCAGAUUGGAAGUGAAGGAACUUUCCAAAGAGAUGAUGCUCCUGCAUCUAUUCAUUCUGAAAUUACCGAUAGCAACAAAGGUCGGAAGAUGUUGGAGAAGAUGGGUUGGAAAAAAGGAGAGGGCCUAGGGAAGGAUGGUGGAGGAAUGAAAACUCCGAUCCAGCUUCAACUUCGGCGGUCACACGCAGCUGGGACAGGCAAACCAUCCUCAAUUGAAGAUGUUCACCUUCUCCAAAACAAAAGCAAAAAGAACUGGGAAAAAGCACGAGAGAGAUUUGCUGAAAACUUCCCAGAAACAAAAUCUCAAAAAGAUGCACCAGGGACCGUGCCUUGGGUCAAAGGGACUGUAGAGUGAAGGUCAGUCAUAGAAACAAGUAAGUGUUUUUACAGAGUUUAGAAACUCUUGUUUUUUUUUUGCAGAAAUUUUCCUGCCAAGAGUCAGUGGCAUGAGGGAGGUGUCACAAUUUACCCUUUCAUGAUUCAGACUUGUGUAAUGAAGUGUGGUUUGCAGCUUUUGAAAAACAUUUUUAAAAACUAAUAGUGACUGAAUCCAGUUACGCUGUGAGUGGACUCAAGUUCACAGGGCAUGGAUGAGCUUAUCAAACUUUGUUAUUUUGUCAUUUGCAAGACCUAUAUGAGCAACUAGCCAUAUAAGCAAAAUUCAUGUAACCACUGACAUGACUUAAAUGAACAUUUGUCCUUGUCUCCUUAAUACUCGUUACUUUAAGAUGUACAACAAAAGAAACAUCAAAAGGUAUAAAAAUGAUUCUGCCUUUGUGCAUUCUUGUUUAUGCCCUUGAGAACUUAGAUAGAAAAUGUUGAGAAAACAUGGGUAGUGGUGUGUAAAUUUUAUUAUUUUUGGAAUAACCUAGGUAAUAUUAUUGAAGAACUAAUGGACAGGUGACAUAUUGUAGAAAAUUAGUCUUUCAUUGUUUUCUUCUGUGAAGAAUCUAUUGAUUUGUACUAUAUAUUAAGCAUUCGCCUUUGGUUUGUUCCAUAGCUGAAAUAUUUAGAUAUGAACAAUUGAGUACAGUAUUGAAAUAUUCAAUGUGCUGGCAUUUGUAGUUUUGAUAAAUCCCAUUGCUGGCAAUGGAGUUGUGUUGGAGAAAUCUGAUUUCUAGUGCAAAAGGAUUACCUAGCCUAGGCCUCAAACUCAAGAUACUUAUUGAAAAUAUUUUCAAAUGCAAUAAAACAUUAUACAUAAUUACAAAUAAAUUAUGAUAAAAUUUUACAAUAAAAACAUUACAGCAUCAAGAAGAGUGAUUCAUUGAACCUGUGAUUUAAGGAUACUGGUCUGCUUGGAACUCAUGACCAGCCAGAAUUUUCCUGCUGAGAUUGGCAGCGCAGUAACAGAGGGACAACCGUAGAUCUUUGGAGCCCUGCACUGCAGCUGUCCGAAUGCAGGUGUCACUGCCCUGCCAGUCAUCACUGUUCUUUUCCUCUCUGUUCAGCUCUUCUCUCAGCUUUUUGCUGGGAAAUCCAUGCUGGAACUGAGCUGUUUCUUGCAGUGAAUAUAAACUAUAUCUCCUUCAUCUGCUAUAAAGAAAUAUCUUUAAGAUUUAGAAAGAUUUAGAAAUGGGAAAGGAAAAUUCUGGAAAAUAUUACACCGUGGGGAAGAUAAUUCAGAAAGAAAGGCUCCUUGUUGGAAUUUCUAGUCUAAAUGGUACAGGAUACUUAAUGAACAAAGUGGGGUGUGAAAAGAAAAAUAUGUAUUAUUAAAGAUGAGACAUAUGCCCAAACAACUGUCAAGUCCACUAGAGGCCUAAGAUGGGAUAAUCAGAGGUCCUAUAACUCCAAAUUUAGGUUAAGUAUUUUUCUAUAUCCUUCCUGGCGACCUGCAUACCUUAACACAUAUAUAUGUACGUUAGGCUUGGAGGCAGUAGGAGUGUCCUGCAGUAUUUUCUCUGAAGUAGAAAAAUUACUUGUCUAAAUGUGGUUCUGAUACUGGUGCCAUGUAUAUAGGUAACAAUAUAGGAUUCUCAGUAAACUUGCUUCUGGUAGCUCUCAUGCACUGGGUUAGUAUACAACUGUGUAUAUAUUUCCCAUUUUUAAAAUUGGAUUGUGGAAAACUUUUUCAUUGUUUUCUUUUGUUAAGAAAAUGGAAACUUGAAAAUGGUGAUAAAAAUUGAAAUACAUGUGAUAUUUGCAUUAUUAAAACCCUUUGCAGAUCUAAAGUCUCAGGGCUAUACUGUAUACUGAUUAAAGCACUGAAUAAUGUCUGGUUCUCUUUCUACCUAGGAAAUAAGAAUAUUAAUCUCACAUGUUUGUCUUGAAUAGAAAAUGAGAAAAUGUAUAUAAAAGCACUUUGUAAACUGUAAAAGUAGUACAAAUGUGAGCUUCUAUUUGUUUAGAAGCAUAAAUGUGGAUUGUGUACAACUUGAGUUAUACAUAAAAUUGUUUUGUGUCUAAUA
Messenger RNA from Vicugna pacos (alpaca), 4502 nucleotides. It is a transcript of the gene AGGF1, whose product is annotated as angiogenic factor with G-patch and FHA domains 1. Gene Ontology annotation, biological process: positive regulation of angiogenesis. Gene Ontology annotation, molecular function: nucleic acid binding; protein binding. NCBI's taxonomy places the organism in Eukaryota, Metazoa, Chordata, Mammalia, Artiodactyla, Camelidae. The record is from RefSeq and is a predicted model, not a curated record.